CACCUAGAUACCUGUUAAAUAAAGUGGUAAAUAUGGAUUUUGAUGACUAUGGUGAUGAACCAGCGUAUCAGGAUGGACCACCAGGCCCUGAAGAUUAUGAUUUUAGUGAAGACUUUUCAGGAGGCUUUAGAGAAAGAGGUUACGGUAGGAACCAACCUCCUUUCUUUGGUGGUGAAUAUGGGCCUCCUGGACGACCUUUUACUUGGGGGAGAGGUUUUGGCCCAGCCGGCCCUCCAAUGCAUAUGAGAUUUCCCAGAGAACAUAAACCAUUGAAAUUUCUAAUUCGAUGUGGUGUACCAAAACCGCAACUGAAAGGGCUUCCCGAUGCUCUUCUGCGCCUAAUAGAGCCCCAUUAUUGUGGGAUUUGUGCUCAAGAAUUGCAAAAUUUUGAUCUGUCUCGAUUGCACUACAUCUCCAAAAAUCACGCCAAGAAUCAGAAAAAAUGGCUAGUUCAACAAGCCGAAGUUGGCUUUCACCGUCCCAAAGAGAUCCCUCUCAAGGCACGUGAUCUUUACUGUGAGCUGUGUGAUGUCCACAUCACGUCGAAGACUCACGCGGAAUCCCACUAUUCGGGCAGAUCUCAUCGAGGGAUUGUCGAGGGUCGCAAACCACCGAAGAAUCCUUUCUUGCUGCAAAGGGGCAUGGAGGAUCGAAUAGAACAACUCAUUCGCCGUGAAAAGAAGCAGCUUAAGCCUGUCGAAGCAUCAGAAGCAAGUGCGGAUCAGAAGAAAGAUGCUAAGCCGAUCCAGCCGGACUUGUAUUGUGAAAUCUGCAAGACUUCGGUUACGUGCUCCGAGCAAAUGACCAUGCAUCUUAACGGCAAGAGACACCUUGCUAAAGAAAAACAUCAUAUUCUGCAAAUGAUGAAGCAACCAGCUUCUAAUAAAAAGAAACAAAAUGCACCUGCGAAGGUAUCUGAAGGUAUUAAGGAAGUUAUUGCUGUUCAAAAUUCUAACCCUGAAGCUGUAGUUGCCGACGCUGAAAAUGCUUCGGAAAAUAAAGACCAAAAUGUUAACGAUGAUUGGGGCAACGGAAGUGGCGCGUGGGAUGAGACCCCUCAACAAUCUACGGAUGCCAUGUGAAGCAUCGUCUCGGCUUGUAGCUUAAGACAUGACCUCUUCAAUAUUUCAAGUCUCUGUCAAGCGACGACAGUCUGAAACAAAGUACCUUUCAGUUUGCGUGCUGUACUGUAUUAGACUUAUAUUCAUUCCACUAAUAAAUCUGAUUCAUUACGAUA
This is a messenger RNA of Helicoverpa armigera (cotton bollworm), 1237 nucleotides long. RefSeq names its product zinc finger matrin-type protein 3 (gene dbf). NCBI's taxonomy places the organism in Eukaryota, Metazoa, Arthropoda, Insecta, Lepidoptera, Noctuidae. Gene Ontology annotation, molecular function: zinc ion binding; nucleic acid binding. The transcript has 12 exons. The coding region runs from base 33 to 1082 and encodes 349 amino acids. The record is from RefSeq and is a predicted model, not a curated record.